AUGCGUCCAAUGAUAAAACAGAUUAUUGCUAGGUGGCAAAUGUUGCCAUGGCACCGGGUUAGGCGUAAAGCGUUCGCUUAUCCCGUUCUCUCCCUGAAAUAUUCUCGGUUUUGUUAUUUUGCUCUUCUGGGGUUCGCUUUAAACUAAUAAUCGUAUAUAUAUAUUCUACUUUUAACAAGCGUUUUCUUCUUUGAAUGCGAGCACGUCGUGCGUGCUAACUAGCUCCCUAGCUAACGUUAGCAUGUCGAGCUAAUCUGCUUGAGUGGAUAAUCCUGAUCUCUCUCGCACUUUAAUGAUGUUAGCAGCAAUUCGCGACUCACGGAUGUUCCCGGUUGUUGUUUUUGUGGCUGGGUAACAGGGUAAUUUGGCAUCACGCUUUCCUCCACGUCAGAACUUUCGCCAAAAAGAUGGAGAUUAAUCUAAAUCGAGUUGAUUACAUACAGGUUGGUGUGACAUCCCAGAAAACGAUGAGGUUGUUGCCAGCAAUAGGGAAAACUCAGAAGGUGGCUGUAGCAGACAACGAUGGCAUCCUGACAUGUUUUGGAAUGAAGAAGGGAGAGGCGGUGCCUGUGUUCAAAACACUUCCGGGUCAGAAAAUAUCCCGAAUGGACCUCGGAGGAGCUGCGGGAACUCCCCAGGAGAAGAUCUUUGUCUGCUCUGGUUCUCAAGUGCGAGGGUUCACCAAGAAAGGCAAACAGUUCCUCACCUUUGACGCCAACCUCACCGAGAGCAUCAACGCCAUGCACGUGUCAGGCGCUGACCUGUUUGUGUGUGCAAGUUACAUCUACAACCACUACUGUGACUGCAAGGACCAGGACUACUUCCUGUCAGGAGACAAGAUCAACGACAUCACCUGUUUGACAUCGGAGACCCUCACCCGCCCCAUUCCGGUUCUGGCAUGUCAAGACCGGGUUCUCAGGGUCCUGCAGGGAUCUGAGCUGGCCUACGACGUGGAAGUCCCCGGACCGCCGUCUGUGCUGGAACGCUACAACAAAGAUGGAGGAGAGGACAUCCUCUACGGGACUACAGAUGGGAGGAUAGGACUUGUUCAGAUCGGAGAGACAGCAGCGGCCACCAAAUGGAAGAUUGACAGCGACAGUAAGAAAGGAGGAAUCCUCUGCAUCGACACCUACGACAUCGUGGGCGAUGGCGUGAGUGACAUUCUGGUGGGCCGUGAUGACGGGACGGUGGCCGUUUACGGAUUUGACGGCGCCAACGAGCCCACGCUACGCUAUGAGCACGCCUUGUCUGAGAGCGUGACCUCCAUCCAAGGAGGCUGUGUGGGGAAGGAGUCAUAUGAUGAGGUCUUGACUGUCACCUAUGCAGGCUGGGUGAUGGGUCUGACCACAGAGCCCCAGAAGGCUGAAGUGGGUCCUGGAGACGAGGUCCGGAUGAGCAAAGAGACUCUGUCUAAAUUGGAAGCCCUCAGGAUGGAGCUGGAGCAGCUGCAGGUGAAAGUUCAGCAGGGCCGCGAGCAGCACCAGCAGACCUUGCUGUCCAAGACGGCCGUCUGCGUGGUGCCCACCUUCAGCAUCAACGACAAGUUCAUCCUCUGCCAGGACGACGCCAGCUACAGCCUCACGCUGGAAGUACAGACCGCCAUCGACAACCUGCUGCUCCAGAGUGACGUCCCCAUCGACCUCCUGGACGUAGACAACAACUCCUCAGUGGUCAGCUUUAGCGAGUGCGAUUCAGAGGUGGGCAGAAAGAGUUGUGCUCAAAUCAAACAGUGUUCUUGUUUGUUUGCUUUGAUUUCUUCAUUAUGUCUCCAGCAGCCCAAUGGCAACUUCCUGCUGGCCACAUACAGAUGCCAGGCCAACACCACCAGGCUGGAGCUGAAGGUGAGGUCCAUCGAGGGACAGUACGGCACCUUGCAGGCUUACGUCACCCACAGACUGCAGCCUAAGACGUGUCAGGUUCGCCAGUACCAGAUCAAACCUCUCUCUCUUCACCAGCGUGCACACAACAUCGACCAGGAGAGACCCAUGAACAGGCUCAGUCUGGUGGGACAGUUCAGUUUCGCAGAGAUCCACUCUUGGGUGGUCUUCUGCUUGCCGGAGGUGCCUGAGAAGACGCCGGCGGGAGAGAGCGUCACCUUCUACUUCCAUAACACCUUCCUGGGCACGCAGCUGCAGGCCACCUACUGCAAAGGGGAGGGUCACUUCAAGUCGGACAACAUCUCCACCAUCUCCAUCCUGAGCGAUGUUCUCUCCAAGGAAGCCACCAAACGCAAAAUCAACCUAAAUGUUUCUUACGAUAUCAAUGACGACUCCGUGACCCACACCCUGAAGAUGAUCCAUCCUAAACUGGAGUACCAGUUGGUGCUGGCUAGAAAAGUUCAGCUUAUCGAUGCGCUGAAAGAGCUGCAGGUUCACGAGGGCAAUGCCGACUUCCUUAUCUCGGAGUAUCGCAACAUUCUGGAUGAGUCUGCCAGUCUCCUGGAGGAAUACAAGAAGCAGCCGGCGCACCUCGAGAGGCUUUAUGGCAUGAUCACCGACCUGUUCAUCGAUAAAUUCAAGUUCAAAGGUCAGAAUGUGAAAACCAAAGUGUCGUCACUCCUGGAGAUCCUGGACAAUUACGAUUUGAAUUCCCUCUUGGACUUUUUCAACGAGGCAUAGCUACUUGAUGUGUGUAUAUUUAUAUUAGAUUGUUUUUAAUAGAUGUUACUGUAGAUCAUGUCAUGCUCAGCUAUGAUGUCAUAUUUCAAUAUUUUCAUACAAGUGUGGUGAUUAAUAAACCACUAUUACUACGCAUUUGUGUUGUUGGUGAUUGU
Molecule: messenger RNA, 2773 nt
Organism: Dunckerocampus dactyliophorus (ringed pipefish)
Lineage: Eukaryota; Metazoa; Chordata; Actinopteri; Syngnathiformes; Syngnathidae
Gene: bbs7
Product: Bardet-Biedl syndrome 7
Exons: 18
Coding region: 408-2618 (736 amino acids)
Biological process (GO): intracellular transport; non-motile cilium assembly; intracellular protein localization
Cellular component (GO): BBSome; axoneme; membrane
Source: RefSeq, a predicted model, not a curated record